Molecule: messenger RNA, 4511 nt
Organism: Oryctolagus cuniculus (rabbit)
Lineage: Eukaryota; Metazoa; Chordata; Mammalia; Lagomorpha; Leporidae
Source: RefSeq, a predicted model, not a curated record
AGGGCAGUUUCUGGGACCAGGCUGACUGAAAGGAGGAGGACGGCACAUUCUAGAAUCUCCUGCAUUGACUAUGCACCAUGGACAAAGGCAGACGUGCCCUGCCAUGUCUUUUUCUAAUUCUUCUUGCCUUCCUGUGUGCAGCUGCUUCAGUUUACAGAGUACCGCAGUAUAUGAUGCUGUUCCCCUACCCACUUCACACUGAGACUCCUGAGAAAAGCUGCCUCUCUCUGAGCCACCUGAAUGAGACUGUGACUGUAAGUGCUUCCAUAGUGUCCCAUAGUGGAACAAGAAGACUGUUUGAUGACCUCGUGGCUGACAAGGACUUAUUCCACUGUGUUUCCUUCACGCUCCCAAGAUCCUCAUUUCAUGGGGACACAGGAGAACUUUUGCUCAAGAUAAGAGGACUAACACAUGAGCUUCGUAAGAGUUCCACAGUGUGGGUGAAGAACACAGAAAGCAUCGUUUUUGUCCAGACAGACAAACCAAUCUACAAGCCAAGCCAGUCAGUUGAGUUUCGAGUUGUCUCUGUGAAUAAAGAUUUGCGACCACUGCAUGAACUGUUUCCAUUGGUUUUCAUUGAGGAUCCCAGAAGGAAUCGAAUUAUGCAAUGGCAGAAUGUCAAAUCAGAGAAUGGUCUUAAGCAAUUGUCCUUCAGCCUGUCAUCAGAGCCCAUUCUAGGUUCCUACAAGAUAGUGAUACUAAUACAAUCUGGAAUGAGAACAGAGCACUCCUUCACCGUGGAUGAAUUUGUGCUUCCCAAAUUUGAGGUGCAAGUAAAGGUGCCAAAGGUAAUCGCCAUACUGGAGGAAGAAGUGGAUGUGUCUGUGUGUGGAAUAUAUACCUAUGGGAAGCCUGUCCCAGGACAUGUAACAAUAAGUAUAUGCCCACACGGUCCUCACUUCCUAAACAGGGAUCAAAGCACAAUAAAUCUUCCCUGUAAGGAAGUCAGCCAGCAGAUAUCCAGCCAAGGCUGUCUCACACAACAAGUAAACACCAGUAUGUUCCAAUUAAAGGAUUCCAGAUAUUUAAUUAGGAAGCUUCAAGUGAACGCCAAGAUUAAAGAGGAGGGGACAGGACUAGAAUUCACUGGAACUGGGAUAAUUGAAGUCACGAGAAUCAUAACCAAAGUCACAUUUGUGAAAGUGAAUAAAUACUUUAGACAAGGUAUUCCAGUCUUUGGACAGGUAUGCCUAGAGGAUGGAAAAGGAGUCCCUAUCCCAAAUGAAACCAUUUUCAUCCAAGCUUAUAGUGCAAACUUCUUCCUUAAAGCUACCACUGAUGAGCAUGGUCUGGCACAAUUCUCUGUCAACACCAUCCACACUACUAGCAAGAUCCUCUCCAUCACAGCCUACUACAAGGAGCAGGAACCUUGUUGGUCCUUCCAUUGUGUGAAAGAAGUGCACAAAGAUGCAUAUCAUAUAGCUAAUCGUGUCUUCUCCUUAAACAAGAGCUAUGUCCAACUUGAGCCUGCAGCUGGUACCCUGCCCUGUGGCCAAACACAUACAGUUAAGGCACAUUAUAUCCUGAAUGCCCAGGUCCUGGGGGAGCUGAAGGAGCUCAUCUUCUAUUACCUGAUCAUGGCCAAGGGCAGCAUCAUCCAAAGUGGAACCCAUGUUCUCUCCAUGGAGCCAGGAGCAUUGAAAGGCCAUUUUCUUCUGUCAGUCCCUGUGGAGACAGACUUGGCUCCCUUGGCAGAGUUGCUCAUCUAUGCCGUUCUUCCUGAUGGGGAAAUGAUUGGGGAUUCUGCAAAACUGGAGAUUGAAUGUCGUCUUCACAACAAGGUGGAUCUGGGCUUCAGCCCAGCACAAGGUCUCCCGGCCUCACAAACCCACCUGCGAGUCGAGGCUUCUCCGCAAUCCCUCUGUGCCCUCCGCGCCGUGGACAAAAGCGUGCUGCUCAUGAAGCCCGAGGCCGAGCUCUCCGCAUCCAAGGUAUAUAAUUUGGCACAUCUGAAAGGUAUCGUCAGGACAAAAGAUGAAGAAGAAAACUGUAUCAAACAUGUCUCCUCUGACUCAUUCCCAUACCCAGUUGUAGACAGAGAUGAAAAAGAUGUCUACAGACUUGUAAAGGUAAAACCCAUUAUGAUUCUGGCGACUGAUACAAUACAGAAUGAGAGGAUGACGCCAUUAACACUCCCUAAGACUGCGCGAAGCUAUUUUCCUGAAACCUGGAUCUGGGAAUUGGUAGUGGUAAACUCAUCAGGAAUGGCUGAAGUAGAAGCUACAGUUCCUGAUACCAUCACUGAGUGGAAAGCAGAGGCCCUGUGCCUGUCCAAUGACACUGGGCUUGGUCUGUCUCCCAUUGCUUCUCUCCGAGCCUUCAAGCCCUUCUUUGUGGAGCUCACAUUACCGUACUCUGUGAUCCGUGGAGAAGCCUUCACACUCAAGGCCACUGUAUUAAACUAUCUCCCCAAAUGCAUACGGGUGAGUGUGCAACUGAAAGCUUCUCCUGACUUCGCGGCUAUCCCAGUGCAGAAAGAACAAGAUUCUUACUGCCUCUGUGCAAAUGAGAGGGAAACCCUGUCCUGGUUGGUAACUCCUACAUCUCUAGGGAAUGUGAAUUUCUCCGUGAGUGCAGAAGCAAUACAGUCCCCAGACCUCUGUGGUAAUGAGAUGGCUACAGUUCCUGAAACUGGGAAGUCAGACACAGUUGUCAAACUCCUGUUAGUUGAGCCUGAAGGAAUCAAGAUGGAACAUACUUUCAACUCCUUACUCUGGGUAUCAGAUGCUGGGGUAUCAGAAAAAUUGGCCCUGAAGCUUCCACCAGGAGUAGUGAAAGAAUCAGCCAGAGCCUCUGUCUCUGUUUUGGGUGACAUAUUAGGCUCUCCUAUAAAAAACACACACAAUCUCCUCCAGAUGCCCUAUGGCUGUGGUGAACAGAACAUUGCCCUUUUUGCUCCUAAUAUCUAUGUACUGAAAUAUCUGAAUGAAACCCAGCAACUGACUCCAGAGCUCAAGUCCAAGGCCAUAAACUUUCUCAAUGCUGGUUAUCAGAAACAGCUGAACUACAAACACAAAGAUGGCUCCUACAGCACCUUUGGAGACAAAAAUGGCAGAGAUCAAGGCAACACUUGGCUCACAGCCUUUGUGCUCAAGAGUUUUGCCCAAGCACAACCCUUUGCCUUCAUUGACAAAGCACACAUUACCCAAGCCCUCACUUGGCUUUCUCAGAAGCAAAAGGACAAUGGCUGUUUCAGGAGUUCUGGGAAUCUCUUCAACAAUGCCAUGAAGGGUGGAGUAGAUGAUGAAGUGACCCUCUCUGCCUAUAUCACCACUGCCCUUCUGGAAAUUCCUCUCCCAGUCACUGACCCUGUGGUUCGCAAUGCCCUGUUUUGCCUAGAGUCAGCCUGGAACACAGCACAGGAAAAGACCAAUGGCAGCCACGUCUACACCAAGGCACUGUUGGCCUAUGCUUUUGCCCUGGCAGGUAACCAGGGCCGAAGGAAUGAAGUACUCAAGUCACUUGAUGAGGAAGCUAUAAAAGAAGAUGAUUCAAUUCACUGGGAGCGACCUCAGAAACCCAAGUCACCAGAGGGCCAUUUCUUCCACCCCCAGGCUCCCUCUGCUGAGGUGGAGAUGAUGUCCUAUGUGCUCCUUGCUCACCUCACUGCCUGGCCUGCCCCAGCCUCAGAGGACCUGACUACUGCAAAGCUCAUUGUGAAGUGGAUCACAAAGCAGCAGAACGCCCACGGCGGCUUCUCCUCCACCCAGGACACGGUGGUGGCUCUCCAUGCUUUGUCCAGAUAUGGAGCAGCUACUUUUGCCAGAACCGAGACAGUGAAAGUGGCCAUCCAGUCUUUGGGGACAUUUUUGACAAACUUCCAAGUAGAAAACAGUAAUCGCCUGUUAUUACAGCAGGUCUCAUUGCCAGACCUUCCUGGAGAGUAUGACAUAACAGUGUCAGGAGAAGGAUGUGUGUAUAUUCAGACAGCUCUGAAAUACAAUGUUUUCUUGGAGAAGAAAGAAUCUGCAUUCGAUCUCCAAGUACAGACAACACCCCCCACCUGUGAUGGACCCAAAGCCCAGACAAGCUUCCAGAUAUCAAUAAAUGUCAGUUACAUAGGAAGCCGUCAAGUCUCCAACAUGGUGAUUGUUGAUAUAAAAAUGAUAUCUGGUUUCAUCCCAUUGAAACCACCAACAGUGAAAAUGCUUAAAAGAUCUAACCAUGUGAGCAGGACAGAAGUGAGCAACAACAAUGUCUUGAUUUAUUUGGAACAGGUUACCAAUCAGAUGUUGAACUUUUCUUUCACUGUUCUGCAAGACAUCCCUGUAAGAAACCUGAAACCUGCACUUGUGAAAGUCUAUGAUUACUAUGAGACAGAUGAAGCAGCUUUUGCUGAAUACAGUGCCCCCUGCAACACAGACACAGAGCAAUCAAAUGUUUGAGACUCAUUUCUCUUAACAAGGUUUUCCUGAAAUCUCCAGACCAACCCUUAAAAGGAUUGUCUAGUCUCUGCAGUAUAGAUAGUGAACAAGCUUGUUAAAUAAAUAUGCAUGUCUAAGGAAUCUCUA